GGGCUUAAUCAUUCUUCAGGUGGUUCUUUUUUGGGCAUGAUCUAUCCAGGUGAAUCGCCUAUUAAAGGUCCCCACUCCCCAGAUGUCGGCACCCCAAAGGGCGUGAGGGACGAUCCCAGCCAGCCUGGUAAUAAAACCCAACAAAUCGAGGUCCUACACAAAAUGUUUUUACGUGAAUUUAAAGAGUAUAUGAACAGCUGGUUGGUGACAAAGUUUGUGCCCUCCAUCUACACCGUGGUUCUCCUCGUGUCUCUUCCUCUCAAUAUAAUGGCGAUCAUCGUGCUCUUGGUGAAGGUGAAGGUGAAGAAGCCGGCAGUGGUGUUCCUGCUGAAUCUAGCCGCUGCCGACGUUCUCUUUGUUUGUAUUCUUCCUUUCCACAUCGUGUACCGAUUCUCUGGAAAUAACUGGAUGGUGGGGGAAGGGAUGUGCCGAUUUGUCACGGCCAUGUAUUUAAGUAACAUGCGUGGAUCCAUCCUGCUGAUGACAGGUAUCGGUGUGGACCGGUUUCUGGCUCUGGUCUACCCAGUCCAGUCCCUUUCCUGGCGCACCGUGAGAAGAGCCUGGCUGGUGUGUUGCUGCAUCUGGGUGAUAUCGAUGGUCAGCACCGUGCCGAUUCUCAUAAGGCAACAAACCCGUCAAUUUCCCGACCUGAAGAUCACAACUUGUUAUGAUAUUCUGGAUGCCGAAUUGGUUGAAAGGUUUCAUGUUUACUACAUUUUCCCCAUUUGUAUCGCACUUUUAUAUUUUUUACCUUUAAUUAUUACAAUCUUCUGUUACAUUGGAAUUGUCCACAGUCUCAGCUCACCGAGCAUGAAGGGCGCCCAGAAGAGGUCCCGAGCCAUCCUCCUGACUGUGGUGGUGUUGUGUGUGUUUGUCCUCUGCUUUGGCCCAGCCAAUGUUAUUUGGUUCAUGCAUUUCCUGCAGGUCUAUAACGAAGGUAAUAACGUCCUGUACAUCGUCUACAUCAUCAGUGUCAGUGUGAGCAGUAUCAGUUGUUGUCUGGAUCCUCUGAUCUAUUACUUUGCAUCCUCGGAGUGGCAGAGACACGUCUACAGCCUGCUGGGAUGUAAGAGAGGACAGACACCACCAGUAGGCCAUCAGAGGGUCCUCCUCCACAAAGACCAGACACAGAAAACUCCCAACAAACCGUCUGAAACUUCCCGGUUUAUAUAACUGGAGGAGGCCGAACACUUCCAGAAAGUGUUCCCUUUUAUUAAGAAUAAGAAUUCAUAUCUGAUUUACUGAUCGUUGUAUGAGAGUAUUAAGUGCUUACAGUAUAUGCCGAUGUUGGGUCCUUUAUAUAACAGGCUCACUGGCUGGAAAUUACUGUGCAGAAAGAUCUUGUUAGAAAUGAUCUUGGUCUUGUUAGAAGGUUGUUGGGAGGUGUUGCUAGAAACUCCUUGUCACUGCCACCAUUCUACAUUCUUAGAGACUCCUAGUGUUGUGCUUUUUUAUGGUCAUUUUUACCCGCACAGUAUUUAUUAUGAAUUAUUUUUUAAUGAAGAUAUUUUUGAAUACAAGUCAAUCUAUAUGACAGUCUAUAAUAUGAAACUUAUUC
Rana temporaria (common frog) is the source of this 1558-nucleotide messenger RNA. RefSeq names its product proteinase-activated receptor 1-like. Gene Ontology annotation, cellular component: membrane. Gene Ontology annotation, biological process: blood coagulation; thrombin-activated receptor signaling pathway; positive regulation of blood coagulation. Gene Ontology annotation, molecular function: thrombin-activated receptor activity. Bases 37 to 1173 code for a protein of 378 amino acids. NCBI's taxonomy places the organism in Eukaryota, Metazoa, Chordata, Amphibia, Anura, Ranidae. The record is from RefSeq and is a predicted model, not a curated record. The transcript is spliced from 5 exons.